This is a messenger RNA of Chlorella variabilis, 1350 nucleotides long. RefSeq lists its product as hypothetical. Gene Ontology annotation, cellular component: cytoplasm; nucleus. The record is from RefSeq and is a predicted model, not a curated record. Gene Ontology annotation, molecular function: tRNA-specific adenosine-34 deaminase activity. The transcript has 2 exons. Lineage: Eukaryota; Viridiplantae; Chlorophyta; Trebouxiophyceae; Chlorellales; Chlorellaceae. Gene Ontology annotation, biological process: tRNA wobble adenosine to inosine editing. Bases 1 to 1350 code for a protein of 449 amino acids.
AUGCCGCCCGGCAGCUCGCAGUUUGCACAGCCUGUCCCGGUGCCCGCCAGCACCGGGCCGGUGCUGGAGCUGGUGCAGAUGCAAGCGGUCAGCGUGGAUCCCCGGCUAGGCGGCCCGCUGAUGAAGGCGCUCGCGGUGGCGUCGCCGCUGACGGGCCUCCAACACGUCAAGCGGGUGCGCAAGCGCAUAGACUCCUCCCCGCUCGCCCUGCACAUCCUGCUGUGCCGAGUGGAUUGGGAGCAGCAGCAGCAGCAGGUUGAGGAUGACAUUGAGCAGAAGCAGCAGCAGCUGGGGAAGGAUGGAGAGGCCGGCGGGCGGCAGCAGACAGGCAGCGCUGCUGGCGAGCAGCCGCCGUCCCUGCCGCCCGCGGUGGCGGAGAUUGUGCGGCAGCACGGCUUGCAGCCCUUCACCGUGCAGGUGGCCAUGCAUGCGCCCGCGACGCGUGAGCAGCUGGAUGAGUGGUCGCAGCACUGGCCGCUCAACUGGCGCCCGCCAGACCCCGCAGCCGUGGCGGCGGCAGCGCCGCCACCGCCCGCCGAGGCGGCAGCCAUGCGGCACCACAUGGCGGCUGCCUGGCAGCUGGCCCGCCAUAAUGCAGAUGCCGGCGGCGUGGCCAACGCCUGCCUGAUUGUGGACCCCCAGCGCGGCACGGUGGUGGCUCAGGCGGCAGACUGCACGCACCGCCACCCGCUGCAGCACGCCGCCAUUGCGGCGGUCGCGGCGGCGGCAGACUGGCAGCUGCGCACGUGGCCGGCGGAGCAGGCGGCCGUCGGCGCGGGGCAGCGAUCCGGGGAGCUGCAGCAGGUGGCAGGGGGCGCUGCCUGCGGCGAUCCGGGAGCGGCUGACGGCAAGCGGCGGCGGCUGGAGGGGUGUGCCGACGUGCAACAUGCGGCUGCCGAGAAUGGCAACCACCUGCAACGGCCGAGGCGGCAGCAGCAGCAGCAAGAGCAGCAGCAGCACGAGCCCAGGGAUGGUAGCGCAGCCACUGCUCUUCGAGCGGACAAUGGCGCAGGCCGGCUAGCCGCACCAGCAGCAGCAGAAGAAGAAGCAGGCAGCCAGCCACGUGCGGCGCUGAGGGGAGAGGCGUCCGCUGCCGAGCGGGCGGCAGCGCCUGCUGCCGACCCCGGCCCCCGCCCCUACCUCUGCACCGGCUAUGACUGCUAUGUGCUGCGUGAACCCUGCACCAUGUGUGCCAUGGCUCUGGUGCACAGCCGGCUGCGGCGGGUGGUGUUCUGCUGCGCCGAUCGGCGGUACGGCGCCCUGGGCGGCGCCUUCAGGCUGCAUGCCCAGCGCAGCCUGAACCACCACUACCAGGUGUACCGCCUGCCGCUGGCGGAGGCGGAGGUGUAA